Molecule: messenger RNA, 885 nt
Organism: Argentina anserina (silverweed cinquefoil)
Lineage: Eukaryota; Viridiplantae; Streptophyta; Magnoliopsida; Rosales; Rosaceae
Exons: 5
Coding region: 114-533 (139 amino acids)
Cellular component (GO): cytoplasm; nucleus
Source: RefSeq, a predicted model, not a curated record
GCCAUAGACACACAGGGAAACAUAAAAGACCACCUCAGACUGUGUGUGGAAGAUUAUCAUAUUUAUCUCUUCACCUUAAUUCACUCAAACCCGUUACGCCAACCAACCAAACCAUGAUGUGGGAUGAGUGGGGCGACAACAACUUCUCCGACACCGAUGAACAACAACAACAACAGACCGACCAAGAUUCCCACUUGAACUUCGAUUUCUUCUCCGAGCUAUCCAAGCCCAAGGAUUAUUAUAAGAUACUUGAAGUGGAUUAUGAUGCCACCGACGAUACCAUUCGCUCCAAUUACAUCCGUCUCGCCCUGAAAUGGCACCCAGAUAAGCAAAAGGACCAGAACUGUUCCACCUCCAGGUUUCAAGAAAUAAACGAGGCGUAUCAAGUCUUGAGUGACCCAGCUAAGAGAAUAGAAUAUGACAAGCAAGGGAUGCUUUAUGUCUAUGAUUAUAACAUAACUGAGUAUCUUAACCGCUACAAAGGUCUUAUAUUGACAUGCAAUGGCCUUGGGAUAAGGCAUUCAAUUUGGUAAUUAACAGUAUGCACAAACAUCCUUUUUAGAGAUGCAGCAUAGUUGAGGAAAAGGACCCAUUUGGGCAUGGCACAUAUUUGCUGAGACUGCAAGUGGCAUAGUUGAGUAAAAGGAUUGAUGUUUUAGAUGUAUUCCGGGGACUAUCAUCAUUUCCUCGUGUAUAAAAUACAGAACAAGGAUAUCACCAUCACUUUUGGCUUAUGCCAAUAUGCCUCCCCCCAUUUUACCUCUCUUGGAGAGUAGUAUUUGUAUAAUCUUCCUAAGCUUAUCCAUUCAGUAUGAGAUAUUCGACGGCCAUGGCUGGCAGGUUGCACCUGCUUGAUCAUGAUAGAUCGAUGAUGUUGUACCCGGU